ACUGGUGGCUCUUCCGGUCAUCGAUACACCGACAAUACAUCCAUGUAUUAUCUAAAAAAUAAAGAUUUCCAAUAUAAACAAAAACAUUUAACUUAUGUCCGGUUCAGAAGACGACGAUUGGUUCAACCAGGAUGAGGAAGACCUGGUCCACAGCCUGGAGCAGAAGGUUCGUCACCAAGAGCAGGAAAAGAAUGAGGAACAGAUUAAAGUUGGAGAUUUCCGGGCGAUGAAUCUUCUGGCCAGCUCCGCCAUUGAGAAUGCGAAUCAAAAGAAGGACGCCUCCUGCCGUUUCUCCAUGGCGGAGUUCACCAAGGGCCUGGCAAUGCUCCCCAUCGACAUGUUCCUCUACUUCUUUUCCGAGGACAAGGACUUGUUCGUCAACCAACUGGUGCCCAACGACAACCUACAGCGAGUCGCCGUUUACCUGGACGUCAUAAAGUCGCUCUGCCAACUGGAGAUGGUUGGGUUCCAAGAGGAUCUCCUAGAGGCCUUCGUCAAGCAGACGGUACUCCAUGAGAAGAUUAAGCGUCUGAUAUUGACCUUGCUAUCGAAGGGUUCUGGCAGCCACUGGGACGAUGAAACGGAACUGAUGCUGAAGAACAUGAUGUGGUUGCUUGAAAGAGCCCAUAAGUUUGGAUUUGAUAGCCAGCAGGGCGAUGAUAUAGUGGAACUAUACAAAAAGUUAAAUGACCAUCUCAAAGUGGAAUUAUUUCAAGAAUCCCAUGAAUUUUCUUCUGCAUCCAUGGGGGAUGUAAAGCAAGAUAUAUAUCCUACUUUGGAGGCUCUAAUGAGUGAAGAAAGAAGCACGGAUGAGGAAGAGAUUGAUGCCACAUCGAAUGAUAUUCCGCAAUACAUAAAGAACCAGCGGGAAUUACUUCGAAAGGACUUCUUUGGACCGUUGCGGGAGUUGGUGCAACGAUUGCGGGAAGGUCGCGAUCUCAGGGACCUGGAGCAGCAGGGACUCCUUUGGCCCAGGACGACUCUCACUUUAAACCCCGAAUUUAACGAAGCGCAGAGGCACAGUCUGGUGUACCUCAACUUGCACAAGACGGAAGUCAACGAGAGGUGUUACCAAAAGGCAUUGGAGAACAUCAAAUCAGGAUCGCUUCUGUGUCUCACUAGAAGUCUAGAACUCGAAAAUCUUAUCCUGGCCACGGUCGGGUAUACGGUGGAGGAGAACCUAAAGAAAGGACGCUUAAGUGUGGAGAUUGUUUCGCAAUAUAACAUCGGUAACAUCUACGAUCAGCCACUAAUCAUGUUCCAAACACCCGCGUUUUUUGAGCCAUACCUGAGGGUCCACAACUACCUCAGCACAUGCAGUACGGAACAGUUUCCAAUGCGUCGUUACCUUGUGGAUGGAGAAUUGGAUGUACGGCCACCGGCAUAUAUGAAGAAGGAGCUGAAACUUACAUACAAUGGCAAGACGCUCUCCAGGGAGACCCCACCCCAACAGAUGCCCCUAAAUGAAACGCAGAAAAGGGCGUUUAUGGAGGCCCUCCACAGGGAGUUCUGCAUCAUGCAGGGACCUCCUGGAACGGGAAAAACACAUCUCUCCGUUGAGUUGGUCCGCUGCCUCAUAGAGAACUCCAAGGCAGCGGAUUUAGGUCCCAUUGUUGUACUGACCUACACCAACGACUCCCUGGAUAAGUUUCUGGUCAAGAUGUCGGAGCACACUCAAAAAAUAUUGCGCUUCGGCAGCCAAUCACGAGAUCCACGAUUACAAAAAUUUAACGAAGGAUCAGUGCACGUUGAGAAUGCAUCUCAUGGAUUGAAACGGAUCUGGUGGCUUGUCAGUUGUGAAUACAAGGAGAAGUUCCAGCUUCUUCAAAGCGCAUACGCUAACUUCGACGGCAGUGAAGAGAGCUACCAGGAAACCCUCAUUGCCCAGCAGAAAGUCCGGCAGGUGGCAGAGCGUCUGGAAACCCUGCGCGCCGUAUUCAAGUACUUCCUGGCCAAAAGUCAGGAUAUUGUGGCCAUGACUACUACGUGCGCGGCGCGCUUAAACUUCUUCCUCCGAUUGCUCAAGUCCAAGUGCGUGGUUUUUGAGGAAGCCGCUGAGAUUCAAGAGUCGCAUGUCCUAGCGUGCCUUACUCCGUAUACCGAACAUGUGAUCCUCGUGGGCGAUCACAAGCAACUGCAGCCCUUCAACGGCAGCAGUCAGGUGCAGCAAAUAUCGCUCUUUGAGCGUCUUAUCUUAUCGGGAAUGCCAUUUAGUUUCUUGAACCUCCAAUACCGAAUGCGUCCCUGCAUUGCAGAACUCCUAAUACCCACGAUUUACGAAGAACUGGCCAGUUCUGAUUCGGUGAAGACCUACGACGACAUCCGCCUAAUGGAAAAGAACGUCUUCUUUUUGAAUCACAACAGACCAGAGCAGCAGUUAUCGGACAAGUCCUUUAUAAAUCCCUAUGAAGCGGACAGUUUGGUGGAGCUAACACACUUUCUUCUGCAGAAGGCCAAGUACGAAAAAAGCGACAUAGUGAUCCUGUCGCCCUACAACGCUCAGGUGGAGUGCAUCAGAGAAAAGAUUGCUAGAAAGUGCCGGGCCAGUGUCCUGGUGUCCACGGUGGACAGUUUCCAAGGCUUGGAGGCGAACAUUGUGCUGCUCUCCCUCGUCCGAAGCAAUUCCGCCGGCCAGAUAGGAUUCCUGCGGCAGCCGAACCGAGUAUGUGUGGCCCUUUCCCGUGCCCGCUGGGCGCUCUAUAUAGCCGGGAACCUGGAGACGCUACAGAAGGGCAAUCGCAAGUUGUGGGGCAGCAUAGCUGAACGACUGGAAGGACAACAAUCCAUUGGACAAAUAGGAUUUCCGACAAAUAACUAAUGACAUUGUAAAUUGAUUCACUUUUUUUACUUUAUUAAUAAUGAUGAGGGGAUUUCGGUGAAAAAAGAUCGCCUGCCAAUUGCGCCCCGAUUGUUCCAUUAA
This is a messenger RNA of Drosophila ananassae, 2920 nucleotides long. Its product is annotated as NFX1-type zinc finger-containing protein 1. The coding region runs from base 95 to 2818 and encodes 907 amino acids. Gene Ontology annotation, biological process: regulatory ncRNA-mediated heterochromatin formation. The record is from RefSeq and is a predicted model, not a curated record. Gene Ontology annotation, molecular function: helicase activity. Gene Ontology annotation, cellular component: nuclear RNA-directed RNA polymerase complex. NCBI's taxonomy places the organism in Eukaryota, Metazoa, Arthropoda, Insecta, Diptera, Drosophilidae. The transcript has 5 exons.